Molecule: messenger RNA, 1590 nt
Organism: Mesorhabditis spiculigera
Lineage: Eukaryota; Metazoa; Nematoda; Chromadorea; Rhabditida; Rhabditidae
Source: the annotation of a GenBank genome assembly
AUGUGGCCCAGUUAUCAGCAUCGACGUCGGAAAGCACAAACUGAUGGCGUUAGUCCGUUCUGGUGGAUCAUCCUCCCCCAACUAUGCCUCCUGCUACUCCUCAUGCUCUACCUGGUAGUCGGCGCCCUAAUCUUUCGUAUGCUCGAUAAAGAUUUGGCCGAGCAGAAGAUCUGGGAUGUCAUUUUGUUCGAGUACGGAACGAUCGCGACUAUAGGCUGGGGCAACGUUUAUCCAAGCACAGAGAAAGCACGGCUUUUCGCUUGUUUAUAUGCUUUAAUCGGGAUUCCGUUAUUUUUGCUGUACAAUGACAUCUACUUCUCCUUCAUCUCAUUCACUACGGUUGGAUUUGGAGAUACGUCCCCAGUGGUGAACAACGUUCCCGAGCUCGUCUUCACGAUCGUCUACCUAACCUGGGGAAUCGUGUUGACGACAGCGUUAUUUCGUGGACUUCACGAUUUUAUGAAAAAGGUCCACUACCUAGGACGUCGCUUUCGUGGAGCUCGCGACGUUCCGGUGUAUAUCGGAGGUCAACAAGUCACCGUCAGCAGUCUGAUGGCAGCUGUGGCAAAGGAGUUUGACGUAGCCUUGAUGCCACUGCCCUACAGCCCGGAUCGAUCGAAAUUCGACUCGGAGCACUACUACUUGUUUCAGAUAAAUUUUACGCUUCGCGCAAUUGCGGUGCCAGUUUUGGCAAUCGCCGUAAUGGCCAGCCUGUGCGCCAUGUUCCUGAUGUGCAGAACCUGGGAGUUUCAUCGGAAUUUCGCGCAAUUAUACCUUAACUCGAUGAUGCUCACCGUUAUAGCUGAGGCGGCCGCGGUGGUACAGAUGAUUUUUGAGAUGUUCGAUGACCCGGAUUACCAAACUGCCAUCACAAUCUGUCUUUGGGUCCGUAACUACCACAUCUGUAGCGUGGUAAUCACGUUAAAUGUUGUGAUGACCGAGAGGCUAUUCGCUACGUACUUUAUAGCAAACUAUGAGGCGCAUCGCUAUUGGUGGGUGGCAGCUGGAUGCGUCGGCUAUGUCCAUCUAAUGUCUGCCGCCUGGAAUUUUUUGUGGUCAUUAGACCUCAUUCAAGUCGACGUAACCGUCGCGAUUGCCUUGAUAAGCCAUGUUUUCCCGCUAUUGGUCAUCUACAAAGUGCAUCGCCUUAAUCGUCGACUCGAAGAGAAGCGGUUGAGCCAAAUCGCGUGGGCAAAAUAUUCGCUGUCGCAAAGAUUCCAGCUUCAUGAGAAUCUGCGCACUAUCAUUUUCGUGCGCAACGUCUACAUCUUCACCGUAUGCUUCGAUUUCCCGAUUCUCGGAUUUAUCUGGCUGUAUUCGGCGGCGGAUAGCGAGACGGCGAGGUGCUUCUGGGCCACAUUUGCUGAUGCGCUAUGUCUGGGGUACGCCAUUCACUACCCACUCCUCUACGCGAUCUCCAGCCCCCGGUGUACCGAAGUCUUGAAAAGCUAUAUACAACGAUUAGUCCCUCAUCGGGGCAGGAUCGGGGUAUCCUACAAGCCCCCACCCGACAAGCGUGAUCUCGGCCAAAUCGAGCAGGAUAACCACUUUGCGUAUUUACACGAACUUUGGGAUGUGCGGAUUUCGGCU